This is a messenger RNA of Coffea eugenioides, 915 nucleotides long. RefSeq lists its product as uncharacterized. NCBI's taxonomy places the organism in Eukaryota, Viridiplantae, Streptophyta, Magnoliopsida, Gentianales, Rubiaceae. Gene Ontology annotation, biological process: DNA repair; telomere maintenance. The coding region runs from base 1 to 915 and encodes 304 amino acids. Gene Ontology annotation, molecular function: DNA helicase activity. The record is from RefSeq and is a predicted model, not a curated record. The transcript has a single exon.
AUGGUUACUGUUAGUCCAGCAGAUGGAGAAAGAUACUACUUAAGACUUCUUCUAAAUCAUGUUCAUGGGCCAACUUCUUUUGAUGAUAUUUUGACGGUUGCUGAUCAAAAACUGAAUUCCUUUAGAGGAGCUGCUUUAGCAUUAGGACUUUUACAAUCUGAUACUUACAUAGAUGAUUCACUCCAAGAAGCUGUGGCCUUCCAGAUGCCAUCUUCCUUAAGAUUGCUAUUUUCCACUCUGCUUGUUCAUUGUUCUCCAGUAAAUCCUCAGCUCCUGUGGGAAAAAUUUCACCAUGACCUCUCAACAGAUUACCAGCACCAAUGCUCAUUUUCUGUCCUUACUCCUUCAGAGAUCACAACAAGAGCGCUACAGGAUAUUAACAGAUCAUUGGAGCAGAUGGGAAAAAGAAUUACUGAUUACCAAUUAACUUCAAAUGAUUUCCAUUCUCCUUUUCAUGAACGAUUGACACAGGAGAUCGAAAGCAAAAGAGGUUUACAUGUUGCUCCAGAGGAUCUCUUACUCCCUCUCAAAUUGAACUCUGAACAGAAAAAUGCUUACGACUUGAUUCUUGCAGCAUGUUUUUCUGCUCAGGGUGAAGCUUUUUUUAUUGAUGGUCCAGAAGGGACCGGGAAAACAUUCUUAUACCGAUCGCUGCUUGCGACAUUAAGAUCGCUGGGUUACAUUGCCAUUGCUGUAGCCACUUCUGGCAUUGCAGCUUCUAUUCUUCCUGGAGGACGAACAGCGCACUCAAGAUUUAAGAUACCAUUGGACUUUUCAAAGAAUAAAGCUUGUCAACUUAGCAAACAAAGCAGUGUUGCCAAAUUGCUUUUAGAGUGUAAACUUAUCCUUUGGGAUGAAGCAUCGAUGGCUAAGCGAGAACGAUUGAGGCAUUUGAUGAUCUGCUUAAAGAUAUAA